AUGACAGGUCCAUAUAACACGCGUCAAAUGCUGAUAAACACACCCGACCAAUGCAUCUACAACGCAGAUAGCUACGCCUGGCUGGCACUCGAGGUCUUCUGGACAUCUCGCCAGUGCUUCACCGGCUCCGCGGGCAACCGGUUCAAGGACCCCGUGGUUCCGCCCUGCAGCAAAGCGAAGCGUGAUGCGGGAGAAUGUUCUGGUUCGACAUCGGCCAUGCCCGACACCGUGGAUGUGGCAUCGACAAUUACCAUCACGACAGAGGGGUCGAGCAUGAUCACCCCUCCGCCGGCCAUCCACUGCGAACCUAGCUGUACGCCAACGGCGCCGCCAGCGAAGCCUACCAUCAUUUCCUGGGUAGCCAAUGUAGGAACGAUAGACAUCGGCGACGCGGACGACGGCAUCGACGGCAACCAGAAGCUCGCGACCGAAAUGUUCGGCAAGCUAUCGAAGAUGUGCGACAGCAACGGCUGCAAGGGCGACCACCAAGAGAUGGACAAUGUCGAAGCUGGCAUUGCCGACGGCGAGGAGCCCCUGAAGCCGGCGAUGUACAUCGAUGCCUUCCAGUAUACGAACCUGGACACGUUCAAACAGAUGCUCUCGGUCGGGCUCGGGUCUUGGAUCUCCGCGCUCAAUAACACUGGCCUGAAUCUGUGCCACAAGGUCGAGUAUGAAGCUGAUGCUGACGAGACGGGCUCGGGGUGUGGCCAAGGGCCCAUCCCGACUCGGCGCAUCCGCCGCAAGGUGCGCCGGGAUGACAGGACCGUCCUCUGGGAGCGCGAUGGACUGGUCCAGGAGGAGAAGCGUGCGUUAGACGAGCGCUGCCUAGAUAACUGCGGGCAACCCAUGGUCUGCCAUUACACAGCGCGCAUGUGCAAUGCGCCAGAUUCGAUCACGGUGAUCGCCGGUACCAAGGACAACCCUUAUGCGGGUCACCUAAACAUCGGCGUGACCCUUGACAAGACUGGGGAUAGAUUCGUCUGCGCAGCAAUUGCCGGAGGACUGACUGCCUUGGCCGCAAUCAUCGCGCCAGAAUUGCUCGAAGAAGAAGCCCUCGAGGGAGUGGAGCUCGAAGCUCUUUGUGGCAUCGUCGACGACCCUCUCUCCGCUAUUAACAAUAGUCCCAGUGGGGAGAGGCUUACGAUAUCUCGCCGGCAGAGCCUUAGAUUGGGCAAAGGCUAAUACCGUGUAUCUAGCUAAUAGUCAGAGGGUGAUUCAAUCUGGUCAUAUUGGGAUGUUCAGAUAUGCUAACGAGAUGGAAAUAACAGUAGAUGUGACUACUGCUACCUUCUGCCCAAGUACUCGGAGUAAAUUUAUAGCGCUCUCAAAGUAAUAUCAUU
Molecule: messenger RNA, 1340 nt
Organism: Annulohypoxylon truncatum
Lineage: Eukaryota; Fungi; Ascomycota; Sordariomycetes; Xylariales; Hypoxylaceae
Exons: 2
Coding region: 1-1182 (393 amino acids)
Source: RefSeq, a predicted model, not a curated record